Notechis scutatus (mainland tiger snake) is the source of this 11602-nucleotide messenger RNA. It is a transcript of the gene WDFY3, whose product is annotated as WD repeat and FYVE domain containing 3. The record is from RefSeq and is a predicted model, not a curated record. Gene Ontology annotation, biological process: aggrephagy. Gene Ontology annotation, molecular function: metal ion binding; protein binding. NCBI's taxonomy places the organism in Eukaryota, Metazoa, Chordata, Lepidosauria, Squamata, Elapidae.
CCGGCGGAGGGAAAGAAGGAAGCGGGAGGACAGGAAGGGAGGGGAACCAGGAGCACCGGCGGCGGCAGCAGCAGCAGCAGCGGCCGCCGGGGCAGGGAAUUAAAAUGGCCACCAGCCGCUGGAACCGGAGGAGGAGAAGCAGCAGCAGCAGCCGCGGGAACAGCGCCGCCUUCCUCCUCACUUUCCGGGCUUCUCCGCUCGACCGAGCCGGGCCUUGAUUGAUGAGACGGGGAGCUGCCAGCCGAGGGGAGCCGACGGCGGGGGGCGCUGCCUCCGUCUCCUCCUCCUCCGCCUGAAAUCGCCCCCUUCGCCGGGGGCUGCAGCCGAGCCGUAAGAGAGGCGGAUGGUCGCCUUUCCCACCCCUCUCUUGCGCCUUCUUGCCUCCAGGUCCACCCCGACCCCGGAUACCGUCCUGAAGACCCCCCACCUACCCACCCCUGAAGACCCCUCCGGCCAGGGCAGCAGGGCAGCAGAGCAUCCGGGCCGGCUCUCCCCUCAGCUACCCGCAGCCGGAGCAGCAAAGACCACCGUGGGUCCGCCCCACACGCCUCGGGAUCAAAGGGAUCUUUCAGAAAGAAGCAAAGAUGAAUAUGGUAAAAAGAAUAAUGGGUCGACCUCGGCAAGAGGAAUGCAGCCCUCAAGAUAACGCUCUAGGAUUAAUGCAUCUACGCAGGCUGUUUACAGAAUUGUGUCACCCCCCUCGGCAUAUGACUCAAAAGGAACAGGAAGAGAAGCUUUACAUGAUGCUACCAGUUUUUAACAGGGUAUUUGGAAAUGCUCCUCCAAGUACAAUGAUAGAAAAGUUUUCAGAUCUUCUUCAGUUCACAACACAAGUUUCACGAUUAAUGGUAACUGAAAUUCGUCGGAGAGCUUCUAAUAAGUCCACAGAAGCUGCGAGUCGUGCCAUAGUCCAGUUUCUAGAAAUCAAUCAGAGCGAAGAAGCCAGUAGAGGUUGGAUGUUGCUUACUACAAUUAACCUGUUAGCUUCAUCUGGACAGAAAACCGUGGACUGCAUGACAACUAUGUCAGUGCCUUCCACACUUGUGAAAUGUCUCUAUCUGUUUUUUGACCUUCCACAUGUGCCUGAGGUGGCCGGAGGAGCCCAGAAUGAAUUGCCUCUAGCAGAGCGGAGGGCGCUGUUGCAGAAAGUAUUUGUGCAGAUCUUAGUGAAGCUGUGCAGUUUUGUGUCCCCAGCAGAAGAGCUGGCCCAAAAGGAUGACCUCCAGCUUCUUUUCAGUGCAAUAACCUCGUGGUGCCCUCCCUACAACCUGCCUUGGAGGAAGAGUGCAGGGGAAGUCCUGAUGACUAUAUCACGUCACGGCCUUAGCGUCAACGUAGUGAAGUACAUUCACGAAAAGGAAUGCCUCUCAACGUGUGUUCAGAACAUGCAGCAAUCCGAUGAUCUUUCUCCCUUAGAAAUAGUGGAAAUGUUUGCUGGGCUAUCCUGUUUCCUCAAAGACUCCAGUGAUGUGUCUCAAACGCUGCUAGAUGAUUUUAGGAUAUGGCAAGGAUAUAAUUUUCUUUUUGAUCUUUUACUCAGGUUAGAACAAGCAAAAGAGGCAGAAUCCAAGGAUGCUUUGAAGGAUUUAGUUAACCUGAUAACCUCAUUAACAACAUAUGGUGUGAAUGAAUUAAAACCAGCUGGCGUUACUACGGGGGCACCUUUCUUACUGCCUGGAUUUGCAGUUCCACAACCUGCAGGCAAAGGUCACAACGUGAGGAAUAUCCAGGCCUUCUCAGUCCUACAGAAUGCCUUUCUUAAAGCAAAAACCAGCUACCUUGCACAAAUUAUCCUUGAUGCCAUUUUGAAUAUAUACAUUGCAGAUAACGCCAACUAUUUCAUCCUGGAAUCCCAACAUACUUUGUCUCAGUUUGCGGAGAAAAUUUCAAAGCUUCCGGAAGUACAGACAAAAUACUUUGAGAUGCUUGAAUUUGUCAUCUUCAGCUUGAAUUACAUACCAUGCAAAGAACUGAUCAGCGUCAGCAUCCUCUUAAAAUCCAGCACCUCCUAUUCCUGUAGCAUUAUUGCCACAAGGACUCUGCUUAAGUUCACGCGGCAUGACUACAUUUUUAAGGACGUUUUCAGGGAGGUGGGACUUCUGGAAGUGAUGGUGAAUCUCUUGCACAAGUAUGCUGCUCUUUUGAAAGAUCCUACACAGGCCCUGAAUGAUCAAGGUGACUCAAAAAAUAACAGUUCAAUUGAAGACCAAAAACAACUUGCUUUGCUGGUUAUGGAGACCUUGACAGUAUUACUCCAAGGAUCAAACACAAAUGCAGGCAUCUUCAGGGAGUUUGGUGGAGCAAGGUGUGUACAUAACAUCGUAAAAUAUCCACAGUGUAGGCAGCAAGCACUGAUGAUAAUCCAGCAGCUGGUGUUGUCACCAAGUGGUGAUGAUGACAUGGGGACUCUCUUAGGUUUGAUGCACUCCGCUCCCCCCACAGAAUUGCAGCUGAAGACUGAUAUAUUAAGAGCCUUGCUUUCGGUAUUAAAGGAGAGCCAUCGGACGAGAACAGUUUUCCGGAAAGUUGGUGGAUUUGUAUAUAUUACCUCGUUGUUGGUUGCCAUGGAGCGGUCCUUAUGCUCUUCCCCCAAAAACGGCUGGGAGAAAGUGAACCAGAAUCAAGUCUUCGAACUUCUCCACACGGUGCUGUGUACCUUGACGGCGGCCAUGCGUUAUGAGCCAGCCAACUCGCACUUCUUCAGAACGGAGAUCCAGUAUGAAAAGCUGGCGGAUGCAGUAAGGUUGCUUGGCUGCUUCUCAGACUCCAGAAAACUAAGUCCCGUGAAUGUCUUCCCUUCCAAUACCCAGCCAUUUCAAAAACUAUUGGAAGAUGACCUGCUCUCCAUGGAUACCGUCUCGCCCACUCUAAAGCACUGCAGCAAGCUCUUUAUUUACCUCUACAAAGUCACCACAGAUUCUUUCGACAGUCGUGCUGAGCAGAUUCCUCCUUGCCUGACCAAUGAGUCUUCUCUCCCCUCUCCUUGGGGCACACCAGCUUUGACCAGGAAAAGACAUGCGUAUCAUUCAGUGUCAGCAGCAUCUUCAGUGUUUCCUUCCAAAAAUGCCACUGAUGCGAAGUUACACAAAGGAACUAUACUACUGCAAAAUCUGGAUGCCGUUAUUAUCCAUCCUGGAGCUAUGCUGGCUAUGCUGGAUCUUGUGGUCUCUGUUGGAUCAACUAUACAGCCAGAACAUGCACUGGAUCUCCAGCUUGCAGUGGCCAACAUCUUGCAAUCUCUUGUACAUACUGAAAGGAAUCAACAAGUUAUGUGUGAAGCCGGGCUUCAUGCUCGGCUUCUGCAGAAAUGCAGUGCUGCUCUUACGGAUGAGGACCAUUCUUUGCAUCCACCUCUCCAAAGGAUGUUUGAAAGGUUGGCUUCUCAAGCGUUAGAACCGAUGGUGCUGCGGGAAUUUUUACGUUUGGGAAAUCCUCUGAAUUGUGGAGCCUGGGAUAAAAAACUAUUGAAACGGUAUCAUGUACAUAAACCGAGCUCACUCAGUUAUGAACCAGAGAUGAGAAAUAGUAUGGUUACAUCAAUGGAAGGGCUUGGUACCGACUGUGUGUUCAGCUUACAUGAAGACAGCCACUACAGGAUUAGCAAGAGCCUUUUGAAGCCAGCCGAAGGAAGCACCGUGCCUCUGACAAGAGUAAAGUGUUUGGUUUCUAUGACAACCCCACAUGAUAUUAGACUUCAUGGAUCAUCCGUUACGCCUGCCUUUAUUGAAUUUGACACUUCUCUUGAAGGGUUCGGUUGCCUGUUCUUACCUAGUUUGGCACCUCACAAUGCACCAACCAAUAAUGUUGUUACUACAGGACUAAUAGAUGGCACUGUAGUCAGUGGAAUUGGAACUGGAGAGCGUCUUUUCCCACCUCCAUCUGGAUUAAGCUUUUCAAGUUGGUUUUGUGUGGAACAUUUUAGCACAGCCCCAAAUUAUCAUCCCAUUAGGUUACUUACAAUUGUAAGGCGGGCAAACAGCUCUGAACAGCACUAUAUAUGUCUUGCUAUCGUCCUUUCAGUAAAAGACCGAACCCUUAUUGUUUCAACUAAAGAAGAAUUGCUUCAGAAUUACGCUGAUGACUUCAAUGAGGAGUCAUCCUGCUAUGAGAUUCUGCCCUGUUGUGCUCGUUUUCGUUGUGGUGACCACAUAGUGGAAGGCCAGUGGCAUCACAUGGUUCUGGUAAUGAGCAAAGGCAUGCUGAAAAAUAGUACUGCUGCACUUUACAUUGAUGGACAGCUGAUUAAUACAGUAAAGUUUCACUAUAUUCACAGUAGUCCUGGCGGUUCAAGUUGUGCCAAUCCACCAAUAGUUAGUACAGUUUAUGCCUAUAUAGGCACACCGCCUGCCCAGCGACAGCUCUCGUCACUCGUUUGGCGGUUGGGACCAACCCAUUUCCUAGAAGAAGUCUUACCUCCAUCAAGCAUUAGCACAAUUUAUGAACUUGGCCCAAACUAUGUUGGAAGUUUCCAAGCUGUAUAUAUGCCUUGCAAAGAUUCCAAAGCAGAAGGAAUCAGUCCGUCUCCAGUCUCAUUGGUCCCAGAGGAGAAAGUAUCUUUUGGCCUUUAUGCGCUCUCUGUUUCUUCACUCACAGUAGCAAGGAUUAGAAAAGUUUAUAACAAAUUGGACAGUAAGGCCAUAGCCAAGCAGCUAGCUAUUUCAUCCCACGAAAAUGCCACUCCAGUAAAACUGCUCCACAAUUCAGGAGGACAUUUAAAUGGACCUGCGCGUACCAUUGGCGCAGCUUUGAUAGGAUAUUUGGGGGUAAGAACAUUUGUCCCUAAACCUGUGGCGACUACCCUGCAAUACAUUGGUGGAGCUGCUGCUAUUUUGGGCCUAGUAGCCAUGGCGUCAGACGUAGAAGGACUUUACGCUGCCGUGAAGGCCCUUGUUUGUGUGGUCAAGAGCAACCCUCUCGCUAGCAAAGAAAUGGAAAGAAUCAAAGGUUACCAGUUGUUGGCCAUGCUGUUAAAGAAGAAGCGUUGUCUUUUGAACAGCCACAUUCUACAUCUGACCUUUUCUUUAGUGGGGACAGUGGAUAGCGGACACGAAACAUCCAUCAUUCCAAAUUCAACUGCUUUUCAGGAUCUGCUUUGCGAUUUUGAGGUUUGGCUUCACGCCCCCUACGAACUUCACCUUUCAUUAUUUGAACAUUUCAUCGAACUUCUUACUGAGUCCAGUGAAGCGUCAAAAAAUGCAAAACUGAUGAGGGAAUUCCAGCUAAUCCCAAAACUCUUGCUUACUCUCCGAGAUAUGUCUUUAUCACAGCCAACCAUUGCCGCUAUCAGCAAUGUUCUGAGCUAUUUGCUUCAGGGGUUUCCUAGUAGCAAUGACCUACUCAGGUUUGGACAGUUCAUCGCUUCUACUUUGCCUACAUUUGCAGUCUGUGAGAAAUUUGUAGUCAUGGAGAUGAACAAUGAAGAGAAGCUUGACACUGGAACUGAGGAAGAUUUUGGUGGUCUUGUUUCUGCAAAUCUUAUUCUUCUGAGAAACAGAUUGCUGGAUAUCCUUCUGAAACUUAUGUACACAUCUAAAGAAAAAACAAGUGUCAAUUUACAGGCUUGCGAAGAGCUAGUCCGAACCCUGGGCUUUGAUUGGAUUGUGCUGUUUAUGGAAGACCAUCUGCAUCCAGCUACAGUGACUGCAGCCAUGAGGAUUCUGGUAGUUUUGCUGAGCAACCCAACUAUCCUCCUCAAAUUCAAAGAAGGUCUCAGUGGGGGAGGCUGGCUGGAACAGACUGAUUCUGUAUUGACUAAUAAGAUCGGAACCGUGCUUGGUUUUAAUGUUGGCAGGAGUGCUGGUGGCAGAUCAACUGUCAGGGAAAUCAAUCGUGAUGCCUGUCAUUUCCCGGGCUUCCCAGUUCUUCAGUCAUUUCUUCCUAAGCACACAAAUGUGCCUGCAUUGUAUUUCCUUCUCAUGGCGCUUUUCCUACAGCAGCCAGUCGCUGAACUGCCUGAAAAUCUGCAACUCAGCACACCUGUCCCCGUUAGUCGGGGCAACCAAGGUGGCCAGUUUGACUUAGAUUCAAUUUGGACAUUCAUAUUUGGUGUUCCUGCAUCAAGUGGCACCGUGGUUGCUUCAAUUCACUGUGUUUGCACAGAAGCUGCCUUUUUACUGCUGGGAAUGCUUAGGAGCAUGCUAAAUUCACCUUGGCAGUCAGAGGAAGAAGGUUCUUGGCUCCGCGAAUAUCCCGUCACUUUGAUGCAGUUUUUUCGAUACCUGUACCAUAAUGUCCCAGAUUUAGCUUCAAUGUGGAUGAGCCCAGAUUUUCUUUGUGCGCUGGCAGCUACCGUGUUCCCUUUCAACAUUCGGCCAUAUUCAGAAAUGGUUACUGAUUUAGAUGAUGAUGCCGGAUCUCCAGCUGAAGAGUUCAAAGCAUUUGCCUCUGAUACAGGGAUGAAUCGGAGCCAAUCAGAGUAUUGCAACGUUGGGUCUAAGACUUUUUUAACCAACCAUCCUGCCAAGAAAUUUGUGUUCGACUUUAUGCGUGUGCUGAUAAUAGAUAAUCUCUGCCUUACACCUGCAAGCAAGCAAACUCCUUUAAUAGACCUUCUUCUGGAGGCAUCUCCAGAAAGAUCAACAAGAGCCCAACAAAAAGAAUUUCAGACUUAUAUUUUGGAUAGUGUUAUGGACCACUUGCUUGCCGCUGAUGUGUUAUUGGGUGAGGAUGCAUCUUUGCCUAUCACCAGUGGAGGAAGCUACCAGGUGCUUGUAAACAAUGUAUUCUAUUUCACGCAGCGUGUGGUAGAUAAACUUUGGCAAGGGAUGUUCAACAAGGAAUCGAAGUUGCUUAUAGAUUUCACACUCCAAUUAAUUGCACAGUCAAAAAGAAGAUCUCAAGGAUUAUCCCUGGAUGCUAUUUAUCACUGCCUGAACAGGACCAUCUUGUACCAAUUCUCAAGACCACAUAAAACGGUUCCCCAGCAAGUUGCUCUUCUCGAUUCCCUAAGGAUGCUUACUGUGAACCGAAGCCUGAUCCUGGGUCCCGCAAAUCACGACCAAGAAUUCAUCAGCUGUCUGGCUCAUUGCUUGAUUAAUCUUUAUGCAGGAAGCUUUUCUAAAGCAAAUAUCCCUCCUUCACAUCUAACCUUAUUGGAUGAUGUUUACAGCAGCGUUGAGGGUUUUGGCCUGGAAGCAGAGGCCAGAAUGACCACAUGGCACAUCAUGAUACCUUCUGACGUGGAGCCCGAUGGAGUCUACAGUCAAGAUGUCGGGGAAGGUCGCCAGCUUCUCCUUAAAGCUGUGAAUCGCGUGUGGACAGAGUUGAUCUACACCAAGAAACAAGUUUUGGAGGAGGCUUUCAAAGUAUCCCUUCCGGUCAAUGACAGAGGCCAUGUGGAUAUGGCAGUUGCAAAGUCUCUUAUUGAAGAAGCCAGUUUAAAAUGUUGGCAGAAUCACUUAGCUCAUGAAAAGAAAUGCAUCAGUAGAGGAGAAGCAUUGAUUCCAGCAACUCAAUCAAAGUUAUCUCGAGUCAGCAGUGGUUUUGGCCUCUCCAAACUAACCGGAUCAAGAAGAAACAGAAAAGAAAGUGGACUUAGUAAACAUAAUCUAUCAACACAGGAGAUUUCUCAGUGGAUGUUUACUCACAUUGCUGUGGUCAAAGACUUGGUAGACAUGCAAUAUAAAGAAUAUCAAGAGCGUCAGCAAAAUGCCUUGAAGUACGUGACAGAGGAGUGGUCUUUAAUUGAAUAUGAGUUGUUACGGGAGAGGGGCCUUUGGGGACCUCCCAUCGGUUCUCACCUGGACAAAUGGAUGCUGGAAAUGACAGAAGGGCCGUGCCGGAUGAGGAAGAAGAUGGUACGAAAUGACAUGUUUUACGUGCAGUAUCCUUACAUGCCGGAUACUGAACAUGAGACUAAUUUGCUGUUUGACUUCUCAAGUAAGGCUCCGGAGACAUCUGACGAUGCCAUUCCCCAAAAGAAACCUGCACGAUAUCGAAGAGCUAUAAGCUAUGACAGCAAAGAAUAUUACAUGCGCUUGGCUUCUGGAAACCCAGCUGUCUUUCAAGAUGCCAUUGAAGAGAGUUCUGAAGGGGAAGCUGCACAACAAGAGCCCGAGCACGGCGAAGAUACGAUCGCAAAAGUUAAAGUUCUCGUUAAACCACCAUUAAAGCGAUCUCGUUCGGCACCUGAUGGGGGUGAUGAGGAGAACCAGGAGCAACUCCAGGAUCAAAUAGCUGAGAACAGCUCAAUAGAUGAAGAGGAAAAAACUGAUAACACAACUUUGCUUCGACUGCUUGAAGAAGGAGAGAAGAUACAACACAUGUAUCGUUGUGCCCGGGUUCAAGGAUUGGACACCAGUGAGGGACUUCUUCUCUUUGGAAAAGAACACUUUUAUGUGAUUGAUGGAUUCACCAUGACUGCUACACGGGAAAUACGGGACAUUGAGACCCUGCCUCCAAAUAUGCACGAGCCUAUUAUACCCCGAGGCGCAAGACAAGGUCCAAGUCAACUCAAAAGAACAUGCAGUAUAUUUGCCUAUGAAGACAUCAAAGAAGUGCAUAAAAGAAGAUACUUGUUGCAGCCAAUUGCUGUUGAAGUAUUCUCAGGUGAUGGACGCAACUACCUCCUGGCUUUUCAAAAAGGAGUGAGAAAUAAAGUCUAUCAAAGGUUUUUGGCUGUAGUUCCAUCUUUAACUGACAGCUCAGAGUCCGUCUCUGGACAAAGACCUAAUACCAGCGUAGAACAAGGAUCUGGCUUGCUGAGCACUCUUGUAGGGGAGAAAUCUGUUACACAAAGAUGGGAGAGAGGUGAAAUCAGUAACUUCCAGUACCUGAUGCACUUAAACACUUUGGCGGGCCGAUCCUAUAAUGACCUUAUGCAGUAUCCUGUCUUUCCAUGGAUCCUUGCUGACUACGAUUCAGAGGAAUUGGAUCUUAACAACCCAAAGACAUUUAGAAACUUGGCCAAACCAAUGGGGGCCCAGACUGAUGAGAGAUUAGCUCAAUAUAAAAAGCGCUACAAAGACUGGGAAGAUCCGAACGGUGAAACCCCGGCCUAUCAUUAUGGCACCCACUAUUCAUCAGCAAUGAUAGUAGCUUCAUACCUUGUGCGAAUGGAACCUUUCACACAGAUAUUUUUAAGACUGCAGGGUGGCCACUUCGACUUGGCCGACAGAAUGUUUCACAGUGUGCGAGAAGCCUGGUACUCUGCGUCCAAGCACAAUAUGGCUGAUGUCAAGGAGCUUAUCCCAGAAUUCUUCUACCUCCCAGAGUUGUUGCUUAAUUCUAACAACUUCGAUCUAGGUUGCAAACAGAAUGGCACCAAACUUGGAGAUGUAAUCCUUCCUCCAUGGGCAAAAGGAGAUCCCCGUGAAUUCAUUAGAGUACAUCGGGAGGCCUUGGAGUGUGAUUUUGUGAGCGCGCACCUACAUGAAUGGAUUGACUUAAUCUUUGGCUAUAAACAGCAAGGGCCAGCUGCAGUAGAAGCUGUCAAUGUUUUCCACCAUCUCUUCUAUGAGGGGCAAGUGGACAUCUACAACAUCAAUGAUCCAUUGAAAGAAACAGCUACAAUUGGAUUCAUUAAUAAUUUUGGGCAGAUACCUAAACAGUUAUUUAAGAAACCUCACCCACCAAAACGAGUGAGAAGCAGAAUUAAUGGAGAAAUAAGUGGAAUUUCUGUUCCCCCUGGCAUCACAAACAACAAGAUUUUUUUCCACCAUUUAGACAACCUCAAGCCUUCUCUUGCACCAGUAAAAGAACUCAAGGAGCUGGUCGGGCAGAUAGUAUGCACAGACAAAGGAAUUUUGGCUGUGGAAAUGAACAAAGUUCUCCUUCCGCCCACCUGGAAUAAAACUUUUGCUUGGGGUUAUGCGGAUCUCAGCUGUAGGUUAGGAGCCUAUGAAUCAGAUAAGGCAGUGAUUGUUUAUGAAUGCUUAUCGGAAUGGGGACAAGUUCUUUGUGCCAUCUGUCCAAACCCUAAACUGGUCAUUACUGGGGGCACCAGCACUGUUGUCUGCGUAUGGGAGAUGGGGACCUCCAAGGAAAAAGCCAAAAUGCUGACCCUCAAGCAGGCGCUGCUCGGCCAUACUGAGACAGUCACAUGUUUAACAGCUUCACUGGCCUAUCACAUCAUUGUGAGUGGGUCAUGUGACCGGACCUGCAUCAUCUGGGAUUUGAAUAAACUUUCCUUUGUAACGCAGCUUCGGGGUCACAGGGCUCCGGUGUCAGCCCUCUGCAUCAAUGAACUGACGGGUGAUAUUGUGUCAUGUGCAGGGACAUACAUUCACGUCUGGAGCAUUAACGGAAACCCCAUUGUGAGUGUGAACACCUUCACUGGACGCAGCCAGCAGAUUCUCUGUUGUUGCAUGUCAGAAAUGAAUGAGUGGGAUACUCAGAACGUUAUUGUGACUGGACAUUCAGAUGGAGUCGUCCGAUUUUGGCGGAUGGAGUUUCUACAGGUCCCGGAAACUCCCGCUCCUGAACCCGUGGAAAUGCUUGAAAUUCAGGAAGACUGUCCAGAACCACAAAUAGAAGGUCAAGAAGGUCCUGACGAAGAUAGCAGUGAUUCUGAAGCAGAGGACCAAGCCCCUGCCCAGGACACCAAGCUGCCCGAGAGCCAGCCCCAGCAGGCCCCUGCCGGUCACAGACCUCGGUCAUCCUCAGCUCGAGCAACCGCUGCAUGGUCAGUAGAAACCAGCUCUGAAGACACAAGGCGUUGGUCUGACCACCUGAGCUUGGAUGAGAAAGACGGCUUCAUUUUUGUGAACUAUUCCGAUGGACAAAGCAAGGGACACUCGCAUGCGCCAACAAACCAUUCAAAUGCCAACCAAGGGGAAUUGCGGCAUUACAGCAAGCUCAAACCAGGCUACAGAUGGGAGAGGCAGCUUGUGUUCAGGAGCAAAUUAACUAUGCACACGGCCUUUGAUCGCAAGGACAAUGCACACCCUGCAGAAAUUACAGCGCUGGCCAUUUCCAAGGAUCACAGCAGGAUUCUGGUAGGGGACAGCCGAGGCCGAGUGUUCAGCUGGUCUGUGAGUGACCAACCGGGCCGCUCUGCAGCUGACCACUGGGUGAAAGACGAGGGAGGAGACAGCUGCUCCAGCUGCUCGGUCCGGUUCUCUCUUACCGAAAGACGUCACCAUUGUAGGAACUGUGGACAACUCUUCUGCCAGAAGUGCAGCCGUUUUCAGUCCGAAAUCAAGCGGUUGAAAAUCUCCUCCCCGGUUCGGGUUUGCCAGAACUGUUAUUACAAUUUGCAGCACGAGCGAGGCCCGGAGGAGGCAUCCUGGAAUUAACACUGUCCAGAGGAACAACAGCAACCCAGACUACAUACUUCAGGGCCUGCAGGAACCCAGCCGACCGGAUGAAUUCCAGGAAUGAGCAGCCCAUUCGAACAGGUUGCAGCCUUUGCCAUUCCUUCCUACGCGAGGACUGCAAGCAAGAGGGACCAUUAAUUAUUUUUUGGGUACCUUUGCAGAGAUGGAGGCCAGAAUACGUCAACUAAGUUCUGGCGGGGAGGGCGUAAUAACCGCCACAGCUGCGUCAAGGACCUUCCAGGCCCCUUCUGUCUUCUCUGCUAAGAAGAGACCUCAUUAACCAUCUCUUGUUCCAUCUUGAUUUUGUAGUUAGUCCCCCCUUUAUUUGGGUCGCCAGAAGCAGAAGG